UGCCCGAAGAUGCUGAGCGGCGUCUGGGUCCUCAGCGUGUUAACCGUGGCCGGGAUCUUACAGACCGAGAGUCGCAAAACUGCCAAAGACAUUUGCAAGAUCCGCUGCCUGUGCGAGGAGAAGGAGAACGUCCUGAAUAUUAACUGUGAAAACAAAGGAUUUACAACCGUCAGCCUGCUCCAGCCCCCCCAGUACCGGAUCUACCAGCUCUUCCUCAAUGGGAACCUCCUGACCAGGCUGUACCCCAACGAGUUCGUCAACUACUCCAACGCCGUCACGCUCCACCUGGGCAACAACGGGCUGCAGGAGAUCCGGCCCGGGGCUUUCAGCGGCCUGCGGACCCUCAAGAGGCUGCACCUCAACAACAACAAGCUGGAGGUGCUGCGCGAGGACACCUUCCUGGGCCUGGAGAGCCUCGAGUACCUGCAGGCUGACUACAACUACAUCAGUGCCAUCGAGGCCGGGGCCUUCAGCAAGCUCAACAAGCUCAAAGUGCUCAUCCUCAACGACAACCUCCUGCUGUCACUGCCCAGCAAUGUGUUCCGCUUCGUGCUGCUGACCCACUUAGACCUGAGGGGCAACCGGCUCAAGGGCAUGCCCUUCGCGGGGGUGCUGGAGCACAUCGGGGGCAUCAUGGAGAUCCAGCUGGAGGAGAACCCGUGGAACUGCACCUGCGACCUGCUGCCCCUCAAGGCCUGGCUGGACACCAUCACCGUCUUCGUGGGCGAGAUCGUGUGUGAGACCCCCUUCAGGCUGCACGGCAAAGACGUGACCCAGCUGACCAGGCAGGACCUCUGUCCUCGGAGGAGCUCUGGUGACGCUGGUCAGAGGGGUGGCCAUGGAGACAGCCACAUCCAGAGGCUGUCCCCCACCAUGAACCCUGCCCUCACCCCGACCCGGGUCCCCAAAGCCAGCCGGCCACCCAAGAUGAGAAACCGGCCCACACCCCGGGUCACUGUGUCCAAGGACAGGCAGAGCUUUGGCCCCAUCAUGGUGUACCAGACCAAGUCCCCCAUGCCCCUCACCUGUCCCAGCAGCUGUGUCUGUACCUCGCAGAGUUCAGACAAUGGCCUCAACGUCAACUGCCAGGAAAGGAAGUUCACCAAUAUCUCCGACCUGCAGCCCAAACCCACCAGUCCAAAGAAACUCUACCUGACCGGGAACUACCUGCAGGUUGUGUACAGGAACGACCUCUCCGAGUACAGUUCCCUGGAUUUGUUGCACUUGGGGAACAACAGAAUCGCAGUGAUCCAAGCGGGCGCCUUCGCCAACCUGACCAGCCUGCGCAGGCUGUACCUGAAUGGCAAUUACCUGGAGGUGCUGCACCCGGCCAUGUUCCACGGCUUGCAGAGCCUGCAGUACCUCUACUUAGAGUACAAUGUCAUCAAGGAGAUUAAGCCGCUGACCUUUGCCACCCUGAUCAACCUCCAGCUUCUGUUCCUGAACAACAACCUUCUGCGUGCCCUCCCCGAGAACAUCUUCGGGGGCACGGCCCUCACCAGACUCAACCUGCGCAACAACCAUUUUUCUCACCUGCCUGUCAAAGGCGUCCUGGACCAGCUGCCUGCCUUUAUCCAGAUUGACCUGCAAGAGAACCCGUGGGACUGCACGUGUGACAUCAUGGGCCUCAAGGACUGGACAGAGCACGCCAACUCCCCCGUCAUCAUCAAUGAAGUGACCUGCGAGUCACCUGCUAAGCACGCAGGCGAGAUCCUCAAGUUUCUGGGGAGGGAGGCAAUUUGCCCAGACAGCCCCAACUUAGCUGAUGGCACCGUCCUGUCCAUGAACCACAACACAGACCCACCGCGCUCUCUGAGCGCGUCUCCCAGCUCCUACCCUGAACUCCACACAGAGGUGCCACUCUCUGUCUUAAUCCUGGGGUUGCUGGUGGUCUUUAUCUUAUCUGUCUGCUUUGGGGCCGGUUUGUUCGUUUUCGUCCUGAAACGCCGAAAGGGGGUGCCAAGUGUCCCCAGGAGUGCCAACAACUUAGACGUGAGUUCCUUCCAACUCCAGUACGGCUCCUACAACAGCGAGACACAUGACAAAUCCGACGGCCACGUCUACAACUACAUCCCCCCACCUGUGGGUCAGAUGUGCCAGAACCCCAUCUACAUGCAGAAGGAGGGGGACCCAGUGGCCUAUUACCGCAACCUGCAAGAGUUCAGCUAUGGCAACCUGGAGGAGAAGAAGGACGAGCCGGCCCCCCUCGCUUACACUAUAAGUGCCACCGAGCUGCUGGACAAGCAGGCCACACCCCGAGAGCCCGAGUUGCUCUACCAGAAUAUUGCCGAGCGUGCCAAGGAGCUCCCCAGCACUGGCCUGGUCCACUAUAACUUUUGUACCUUACCUAAAAGGCAGUUCGCCCCCUCGUAUGAAUCUCGACGCCAAAACCAAGACAGAAUCAAUAAAACCGUUUUAUAUGGAACUCCCAGGAAAUGCUUUGUGGGGCAAUCCAAGCCCGACCACCCUUUGCUGCAAGCUAAGCCGCAGUCAGAACCAGACUACCUCGAAGUUCUGGAAAAACGUACUGCAAUCAGUCAGCUGUGA
This is a messenger RNA of Elephantulus edwardii (Cape elephant shrew), 2547 nucleotides long. RefSeq names its product SLIT and NTRK-like protein 2-like. Gene Ontology annotation, cellular component: glutamatergic synapse; membrane. Gene Ontology annotation, molecular function: protein binding. The transcript has a single exon. Bases 10 to 2547 code for a protein of 845 amino acids. The record is from RefSeq and is a predicted model, not a curated record. Lineage: Eukaryota; Metazoa; Chordata; Mammalia; Macroscelidea; Macroscelididae. Gene Ontology annotation, biological process: axonogenesis; positive regulation of synapse assembly; regulation of presynapse assembly.